Oncorhynchus mykiss (rainbow trout) is the source of this 2444-nucleotide messenger RNA. It is a transcript of the gene nup88, whose product is annotated as nucleoporin 88. The record is from RefSeq and is a predicted model, not a curated record. Gene Ontology annotation, cellular component: nuclear pore. Gene Ontology annotation, molecular function: structural constituent of nuclear pore. Lineage: Eukaryota; Metazoa; Chordata; Actinopteri; Salmoniformes; Salmonidae. Gene Ontology annotation, biological process: mRNA export from nucleus; ribosomal small subunit export from nucleus; ribosomal large subunit export from nucleus.
GGUACGUUUUUGAUGACGUCAUUUUCAGACGACGGGAAAAUGGCGGCGUUUGCUGGCGAGCGAUGGAGAAGCGAGCUACCAAGUCAUUAUAUAUUUUCUAAAUUACGAGAGAAACUUGAUUUGGAACCCAAAGCGAAUUGCAGGAAAACUGCAAAGAAUCUGACAUUUUGCCUCAAUGGUGACAUAUUCGUGUGGAACGACGCAGACAGUGUUUUUUACACGACCAACCUGAGGCAGCUGAAUUCGGAGGACAGCAUUGAGAGUGUGAAAUAUCAGACUCUGUUGUGCAUCAAUCCACCACGGUUUGAAGUGUGCCAGGUGUUGCUGAGCCCGACACAGUACCAUGUUGCACUCAUUGGACAACGGGGUGUCACCGUUCUAGAAUUACCACAGCGGUGGGGCAAGAGGUCCGAGUUUGAAGGAGGACGGAGUGAAGUUAACUGCAAGACUAUUCCUGUGGCUGAGCGUUUCUUCACCAGCUCAGCCUCCGUGACCCUGCGGCAGGCCGCCUGGUUCCCCAGUGAGACGGAGGAGCCCCACCUAGUGCUACUGACCUCUGACAACACCAUCAGGUUCUACGGGUUGAAAGAGCCUCAGACUCCAGCUAGAGCACUAUCAGUUUCCCAGUCAGAGGAGGACAGCAGUGUACACACUCGUGGGCGCUCCUAUGCAGCCUCUCUGGGCGAGAUCGCUGUGGCUUUUGACUUUGGGCCAGUGGCCGGCGCCCCUCAACAGCUCACAGGCCAGCGGUCCAAGGAGGAUGUGCUGGUGUACCCCCUCUACAUCCUCUACGAGAACGGAGAGACCUAUCUGAGUUACACCAGCCUCGCACACAGUUUGGGAAGCCUCAGUAAGCCCAUUGGGCCCUUACCCAUGUACCCCGCGGCGGAGGAUAACUAUGGUUAUGACGCCUGUGCCGUGCUCUGCCUGCCCUGCGUUCCCAAUAUCCUGGUCAUCGCCACAGAAACAGGCACACUGUACCAUUGCGUGGUGCUGGAAGCAGAGGAGGAGGAGGAGACUGGAGCAGUGGAGCGGUGGUUGCGGGGCUCGGAGGCAGUGCCCUCUCUCUACGUGUUUGAGUGUGUGGAGCUGGAGCUCACCCUCAAACUGCCCGCCGGGGAGGAGGAAGAGCCUGUGGAGUCCGACUUCACUUGCCCAAUCCGACUGCACAGAGACCCCCUGUGCCAGCACAGAUACCACUGCACACAUGAGGCAGGAGUGCACAGUGUAGGGCUCACUUGGUUCAACAAACUACACAAGUUCCUCCAGUCAGAUGAGGACAAGGAUAGUCUCCAGGAGCUGGCUGCUGAGCACCGCUGCAUCGUAGAGCACAUUCUCUGUACCAGGCCUCUAAGUAGCAGCUUGUCAGCUCCAGUACGGGGCUUCUUGAUCGUGUCAGACCUGUCUUUGGGUGCAACCAUGAUCUGCAUUACCAGCACCUAUGAGUGUCUACUACUGCCUCUCCUGAGUUCCAUUCGGCCUCCCUCUCCUCCCCUGCUGUGUUCCCACCCGGGGGUAGGCUCAGCUAGCUCUCCUCUGCGUGGAUUGCAUGACGACUCCUUUGAGCAGCACAUCCGCAACAUCCUGGCCCGGAGCUCCACCAACCCUCUCAUGCUCAGGGCAGGGGACAAGGACACAUCGUCUCCUCCUCCAGAGUGUCUCCAGCUGCUGAGCAGAGCCACCCAGGUUUUCAGGGAGGAGUACAUCCUCAAACAGGACAUUGCCCGUGAGGAGAUGCAAAGAAGGGUGAAACUGCUGACCGGACAGAAGAACAAGCAGCUGGAGGACCUAGCCCUGUGCCGAGAGGAAAGGAAAAGUCUGCGAGAGUCUGCAGAGCUUCUGGCUGAUAAGUACGAGGACGCCAAGUAUCGCCAGGAAGCCACCAUGAACAGGGUGAAGCAGGUUCUGGGCAGUCUGCGCAGUCAGCUGCCCGUUCUGUCUGACAGCGAGAAGGACAUGAAGAAAGAGCUGCAGACCAUCAACGACCAGCUGCGUCACCUGGGCAAUGGCAUCAAACAAGUAAAUAUGAAGAAGGAGUACCAGAAGAAACAGAUGGACAAAGGGCUGUCUCCAGCCAGAGCUACUGUCGCCCUCAACCCCCACCAGAGGAAGUGUGUCCAGGGAGUGAUAAAGGAACAGGGAGAGCACAUAGGAGAAAUGAUGAAACAGAUCAAGGACAUCAAGAACCAUUUCAGUGUCUGAGCCGUUAAGGGAGCCAUCUUUCAUCCACAGCUGUACCACUGCUUUCCAAACAACCAAAAUAAUAAUAAUGAAGCGCUAUUGUGAAUAUUCAGUCAACGCUUGCUAAAAUAGUCUGUCUUAUAAGGCUAGUCAUUGUGUCUGCCAGUCACAUUUUUGGAACCAGUAGUUGAAAUGAGAAAAUCACCAAGGUUUUAUACACUAUGUAUGUUUGUCUAUCUGGAGAAUAAAAUGUGUGUACAGUA